UUUGUUAAAAUCUUUCAUCUUGUCCCAUCAAUGGAUUACCUUUUUUUUAUUUGUUUGGUAUAAAAAGCGGUAGCAUCGGUCUUUCUCCUCCAGUUGUAGUAACCACUAACCAAUCAAAAUAAUUCCAGUUUAAUCUUCAUACUAUGGGGAGCGAAUGUGCAAUUCAACCACAUCCUAAUGAAGGAGUUAUCACAAUCCUUAGCAUUGACGGUGGAGGAGUGAGAGGCAUCAUUCCUAGCGAAGUUCUUGGCUAUCUCGAAUCAAUACUCCAGGGGUUAGAGAAUCAUAAGGAUGUGAGGAUUGCAGACUAUUUUGACUUCAUUGCUGGGACAAGCACAGGAGGCCUCAUCACAGCUAUGCUUACUGCUACAGAAGAUGGAAAACGACCUUUGUUAUCUGCAAAAAAAAUUAUUGGUUUUUAUAUGGAUCACAGUAAGAAUAUCUUUAAAAAAAAUCCUACUGAUGAAAACAGCCAUGGUCUAGUAGCAAAGACGAAGUCCGACAACGCAAGAUUUACUGAUGUUAUGAAGGACAUUAUGAACAGCAUAAGCAAAUGCAUCAGCAGCAACAGCAGCAACAGCAGCAGCAACAUUUUGGAUAGUUUCUUGAGGCGCUUUAUAAGUUGGCAUCAAAUUCCUCAAACAAUCCGUGAAAUGGUUAUGCAUUUCCUAGAACCAAAAUAUGAUAGUGACAAUCUGAAGGAGGCCAUCAAGGAAUGCUUACGAAAGGAACCUCGAAUCAGUGAGACUAUCACUAAUGUGAUAAUUCCCACUUUUGACAUCAAGCGUUUUCGGCCUAUCAUCUUCUCUACCUUGAAGGCAAAAAGGGACGACUCAAUGAAUCCUCUACUGUCAGAAGUUUGUAUUGCGACGUCAGCAGCACCAUAUUACUUCCCCCCUCAUCUUUUGACAGCCAGCGCCAAGGAAUUCCACUUAGUUGAUGGUGGUGUUGCAGCCAAUAAUCCUUCUUUGCUAGCCUUAUGUGAGGUGAUCAAAGAGAGAAAGGUCGAUUACAGUAAGAUUCUUCUUCUGUCCCUUGGAACUGGGGAACAAAAUGGAAAGGAUAAGCUGGAGGUUGGAGAUCCUAGCAAGUGGGGCAUCGUUAAAUGGAUAUGGCAAAAUGGCAAGUCCAAUCCAUUGCUUGAUAUUCUUAUGACUUCAGCAGAUGAAAUGAUUGAGAUUUACAUGUCCAGCAUCUUUCAAUCACGUGGAUUAAAAGAUAACUAUAUUCGUAUCCAGGCUGACCUAAGUUCUGUUGAAGCCGCGUUCGACGACUCGCGUGAAGAAAAUCUAAAAUGUCUCACGAAGAUUGGUCAAGAUCUGGUGGAAAAGAAUGAAGACAUACUUACAGACUUCGCGAAAAAAUUGGUAGAUAUAAAGAAGGCUCGCUCUCUAAAGUGUUUCCUCUGAAGUUUUUCCUACCUUCGGAUUUAUAAAAUAAAACUGAAGUGCUAGUAUCAGCAUAAGGUCAAUGAGCAUAGCUCGAAAACAAGAGGGUUUUGCAAUCAACUUUAGCCUUCUAGACUGGCACUUCUAGCUAGGCUUGUUUGUGAGUUGUGUGGAGUGAUAUCAAUUCAUGUAAUCCUCGAGUAACUAGGACACAAGGCUCUCCUUGAGUUUCCUUGAAAGAGUCUUCAUGUGCCGUGACUUUUUUUUUUCUUUUUUGAGUGAAUUUUCUUGUGUUUUUUUUAUUGAACAUGUUUGAGAGAGGAUUUGAAGUGAGUUGUAUAUUUUGUGGUAUCAUAAAUAUGUACAAUAAAAACAUUAUAUGUUGAUUAUAGUAGGAUGAACCAAGCAUAAAUUAAUAUAGGUUGUUUGUUUA
Molecule: messenger RNA, 1821 nt
Organism: Populus trichocarpa (black cottonwood)
Lineage: Eukaryota; Viridiplantae; Streptophyta; Magnoliopsida; Malpighiales; Salicaceae
Product: patatin-like protein 5
Exons: 8
Coding region: 144-1409 (421 amino acids)
Biological process (GO): lipid metabolic process
Molecular function (GO): glycerophospholipase activity; monoacylglycerol lipase activity
Source: RefSeq, a predicted model, not a curated record